AUGGCUACCAUAUUAGACUUAUUAGUAUCUACUCCUCACAUGCGUACACAACAUGCAGACGUUGGCCUCUUCUCGAAUUGGUGGAUUUGCGACGCUGGAGAUAAGUGGAAGAAGGUAGGUGCAGGAGGAAGGCCUGACAUGGUGGGUCUCAAAGAUGACAAGUCUCUUUCAUGGAUCUUUGAUCUUUUGUACGAAGCUUGA
Molecule: messenger RNA, 201 nt
Organism: Eimeria maxima
Lineage: Eukaryota; Apicomplexa; Conoidasida; Eucoccidiorida; Eimeriidae
Exons: 1
Coding region: 1-201 (66 amino acids)
Source: RefSeq, a predicted model, not a curated record